AGCUUUGUCGCGUAGUUGUUAGACAUUCACAACGUCUGCCUUCCUGUCAUAUUCCCUCAGCUUGGUGUCUCCGCAGUUAGCGGAAAUUACCAAGAAAAUGGCCUUUACGUAUUACUUAUGUAUUGCCCUUAUGAUAAUAUCUGCCGAAGCUGGACUAUUACGGCCUGCCAUUCUUCGGCAAAAGGCACUUAAAACUGCCAUUGAUAAUGCCAAAAUACAUGCUAAACAGGCAGCGGUAGGAACGACAAGUUCAUACUAUUCUAUGGGUCCAUCGAUGGCCACGCCGGCACCGACCGCCGGGCCCACUAUGGGACCAACUAUGGGACCUUCGAUGGGACCUACGAUGGGACCCACAAUGGGCACCACCUACGCACCCACCACAAAGGGGCCAACCAUGGGGCCAACUAUGGGACCAACUAUGGGACCAACAAUGGGCCCAACUAUGGGACCGACAAUGGGUACCACUUACGCACCAACUAUGGCGCCAACAACAAAACCCACUGCACCAGCAGCAACCACUUAUGCUUCACCUGGAAUGCCUCCUGCUACACCCCCGGGAACACCGCCGGCAACGCCUCCAGGAACACCUCCAGCAACUCCUCCUGGGACUCCACCGGCAACUCCACCUGGCACACCGCCCGCAACGCCUCCAGGAACACCGCCAGCAACUCCGCCUGGCACUCCACCAGCAACUCCUCCCGGUACACCACCAGCAACCCCACCCGGUACGCCUCCGGCUAGCGGACCUGGAAGUGAUCAGGCGUUUACCAUGACCGAAGCGCCCGUUGGCUCACCACCUGUGCGCGGCGGUACCACCACACCGUCCUCCAACGAUGCCGUGGUCACUACUAUCGCAAGUCGAACGCCGUGUUCUUCCGGUUCCGGCAAGACCUGCAACCCCAAAGGUGGACCUGGUCUCAAUAAGCAGCCAAACAUUGUCUUCUUUAUUGCCGACGAUUUGGGUCAUGCCGAUCUCAGUUACACGGAAGGUAACCUGCAGACCCCGACACCCAAUAUUGACAAGCUGGCCUGGGAUGGUAUUAUCCUCCACCGUCACUAUUCCAACCCGAUCUGCACACCCACGCGCUCUGCUCUGAUGACCGGCAAAUACACUUUCCGCAUUGGUAUGCAGACGGCCGCCAUUAGUGACGGUGAACCGUGGGGUGUGCCUCUUCAGUUCAAGUUCCUGCCUCAGUACCUGAAGGAUCUCGGAUACGAUACCUAUGCUACUGGAAAGUGGCAUCUUGGUCAAUACAACCGUGCGUCGUUACCAUCGAGCCGCGGGUUUGAUCAGUCCGUCAUGUUGAUGGCAGGAGAUGGCAACUGGUUCAACUAUACCACUGGCUGGAUUACGCCGUAUCCCAUGGCUGGCAGAAUGAUCCGUGAAAACGGCAAGAUUCUGUUCGCCAACAUUACCAACAACAACUAUUUCCCCGAGUUGAUGACGACCUAUGCCGAGAAGUGGAUUCGCAACCACAACCAACAACCCUUCCUGCUGUACUUCGCCAGCACUGUGCCGCACACUGCAUUCGAAGAUUUCGGCGCCGUCAUGCACACAAUGCCUCAGUACCAGCUUCGACCACCGGUCUUCGCCUUCACCGACAAGUAUCCAUCGCGCAAGAAGUGCAUGGCCACUAUUCAGACACUGGAUGAGCAAUUCAAGCGUGUCACCGACGCUUUGACCUACAAGGGCAUCAUCAACAACACCAUCAUCAUCUUCUUCGCCGACAACGGCGCUCCAAUUCCGUCGUCCUACCAGUUCGUCCACGGCAGCAACCACGGCAGCAACUGGCCGCUGCGUCAAGGCAAGGGUGUCAUGUUCGAGGGCGGAGUCCGCACCAACAGCUUCAUCUGGUCGCCGCUUCUGCCCAAACGUGGACGCAUCACCAACCAGCUGUUCCACGUCAGCGACUGGCUGCCCACCGUCUACGAAGCUGCUGGCGGAGAUGUCAACCAACUGGGUGACAAGCCGGGUGACCUUAGCGGCAUGAGCCAGUGGAAGUCGUUGUACAAUGGUUUGAACUACGGACCUCGUAUGGAACUGGUUAACAACAUCGACACUAUUAAUCCUCAAUAUGCCAUGAUCUACCAGGACAGCUAUGGUGGAAUCUACAAGAUUAUCGGUGGCAACAUUUUCGACAAUUCUUUCCUUGGAUGGUAUCGCACACCAGACACUUCGGACGCAAACCCGCAGACAGUAUGGACACCAGCAGCUACUGACUGCAACUUCCCGCCGGGCGUUGAAGUUAGCAAAUGCGUGCCGCAUCUGUCGCCAUGCCUGUUCGAUUUGGUUAACGACCCAUGCGAACUGAACAACAUCGCUGCGACCUACCCAACAAUGUUGCAGUUGCUGCGAGACAAAAUUACCGCGUACAACGCCACUGGUAUUCCCUCCGAAAUCAAACCAUUCGACCCGGCUGCCGAUCCCGGCAAAUGGGGAGGUUUCUGGGUGCCAUGGAAGGAUCCCGUGGAAGUUGUUGACAACCCACCGCUGACCUUUAUGCCAUUCAACCCGUCCAGCUCGUACUAAGAAGUUCUUGUAAAUAAGUAUUGUUAGCUCUUGAUGAGUUGACACAGCGCUCUUUUUCGGCGCAGGCACAUUUCAAAUAAGAUUUUUGGAGACUACGUUCAAUCGUAUCGGUAACUGUUAUUUACUUGGAUUGUUUGUAAAAUUGGUAAAUAGGGGAACUGAAUAAUCCAAAACACCCAUGAUGAGCAAAA
This is a messenger RNA of Paramacrobiotus metropolitanus, 2721 nucleotides long. RefSeq names its product arylsulfatase B-like. The record is from RefSeq and is a predicted model, not a curated record. NCBI's taxonomy places the organism in Eukaryota, Metazoa, Tardigrada, Eutardigrada, Parachela, Macrobiotidae.